AUGACAGAACCCGGCUCCUCUGAUUACUUUGACCUCGCUCAUCACACUUCUUCCUCCUCUCACCCCCCCUCGACCUCGACCACUCUCAGAAGCCGCAACACAUCCAUCUCGCUCGACCCCUCACAACCGCAGUCCACUGCUGGUUCUUCCUCCCACUUCCACUCGUGGCCUGCAACCCCGAGCCAACCCGCAGGACUCAUGUUCCACAAUCCUCAGACCGACGGCGGGCCCGUCUCGUUCGCUCCCCACAUCCCCUUCCCCAUGGGCCAGAACAACAAAGACGAGACCAACGGCCUCGGACUUGACCCCGGAACCGGUGCGGGUCAUGACGCCGUCUCGUCCGCCUACGGCUUCAACCUGAUGGCCAACGGCAUGCCCCCUCCCUCGCCGUUCGGCUUUGCAGUGCCGCCUCUGCCCCCAAACAUGCAGCGCCCUGCUCUGGCCCUAGACACCACGGGCUCCAACUUCCACAUCCCGCAGACUCAGCCCGGCUCCGCCAUGUCCCCUCCUCUCACUGGCCUGGACCUUUCAGGCGUUGACAUGGCAGGUGUUGACCGCAUUCUGACUCCCAACUUCUACGCCCCGUUCCAGCAUGACAUGGGAAUGGGCGGAGCCAUCCCUCCGCCUACUUUCUACGAUCCCGGCACCAUAUCCCCCUCCCAAUUGCCCCACCAGAUGUUGAAGCCAACGAAGAGUUUCUCCGAUCUGCUCAUCGAGAGCCGCCAGUCGUCUCUGUCGGCUAGUUCCACGGAGCAUGAGUGGAACAGCGGUGUCGAAGACCUGUCGAUGCCCCUGGCCCGGGCUCUCGUCAUGGAGCAGCAGUCGCCUGCGCUCGGCGGACACGCCCACCUGGCUAAUUCGCAUCAACGCGCUGCCUCACUCGACAUGUCGCAGCUGAACGGAAAUGCGCAGCAGCGCCCCGAGUUACUGAACCAGGCUCUCCGCAUGUACAAUGCCGCCCCGAAUCGCCUAGCGUUUGGAGAGCGCAAGAUCAUCAUCAUGUCGCCAAAGGUCGGACAGAAGAGUUACGGUACUGAGAAGCGUUUCCUCUGCCCGCAUCCGCAAGCGACCCUCGUCGGCAAGUCGUGGUUCACGUCUAACAAGGACGACUGCCCCGUUUCUCCGCUCAUUCCGCCCCGUGUUAAUAUCAGUCUGUCCGGUGAGGCCGCGGUCAAGGACGUGCACGUCCAAUGGACGACCCUGGACAACAAGUCAUUGGAUGACAAGAUCCACACGCAAGCCAUCACCGAGGAUGACAAGCCUUUCCUCGGUAAUGUGGCUGGCAAGAACCUCCACAUUUCUGACAGCGAUGGAAAGCGCAGGGAAGUCAAGGCUUUAGUCACCGUUCGUGUUCCGAGCCCGCAACACGCCGGACCGCACGGAUGGGGACCAGCCAAGGGAACGAUGACCGAGGCCGCACCUGAUCGUGUUAUUGGUGUGUUCGAGUCCAAGGAGAUCAAGGUCAUCUCGAAACCGAGCAAAAAGAAGUCGAGCUCCAAGUCAGCUGAGCUUAUUAUCCAACACGGCUCAACGAUCGCGCUUUUCAACCGAGUCAAGUCACAGACGUCGUCGACGAGAUAUCUUUCGGUCCCGAUCGACCUCACUCGCUUCAAGGGAUCGGACGGCAAGCCCGUCACUGGCGCUCUUCCCCCGGAUGUCACUCCUUCGGAGAGCAUCUUCCGUGGCUUCACCGUCAACCCUAGCGUUUGGGAGUCUUUCAUCAUUUACCUCGUCGACCCGACCCAGCCGGUUGGCGUUAGCAACGUCAAGUCGCCGAACCCUGGGUGGCCCAACCUUCCGAGUAACGCCAUUCCCGCUCACAUGGCUCCGCCUAUCCGCUACAACUCCACUGUCGUCUUGCAGUCUCUGCAAACUGGUCUGAUCUCGCCGGUUCUUGUUAUUCGCCGCAACGACGAGGGCUCGGAGGUUGUCGGCAUGGACGGCACCGCCACGGACAACCCCAUCGCUUGCCCUGAAGGCGAACUCCCUGGCAACGCUGUUUCGCAGCUCCAGAAGGUUGCAUUCGAGGUGUACCAGCCCGAGUCUAUGCGCAACUACCAGCGCGAUCCGACGUACGGAGGACUGUGGCUGUCUUGUGACCAGGAGGCCGUACGUGAGCAGUUCGUUAACGCUGAACGCCGCUGGACUCCUGUCCCUGCCUCGGCUCGUGGCAGCGCUGCCGCCCGACCGGCCAGCUUACCCAACACGCCACAGACUCGUUUCGGUGUGCUGCCUAUGACGCCUCACACUGCAUCAGUCGCGCUGCCCUCGGGACCCCCGAGUCCGAUUUCCUCCUCGUCCUCCAGCGACUACUUCGGCGCCCACAGCCGCAAGUCAUCAUCUUCGAUGCUGUUCUCCCCUCUGUCUGGCGAGCUCCCUCUUCCGCCGCCUUCGACCGACGGAGGGCCUGUUCGUCGUCAACGCACGGGAUCAACUACGAACAGCCGAGGCGGACCCCUUCAGCGACCCAUGCACAAGAAGCGUGCCUCUGCUGAUAUUCCGACGUCCGGCGGGUCGUUCGACUUCUCGGCUAACGGCAUGCUCACGAAUGUCCCCGUUGUCCAAGAUCGUACCUACUGGACUCUGGACGUUGGUGACGUGUGCAUCUGGUCGAUCGUCAGCACCGAACAGGUUACGUACACCUUCUACGUGCCUCCCUACGCCUCGGAGCUCUCGGAGCCUCUGGCUCCUUUCCCGAUGGCGCACCGACUACUUCCGCCAAACAUGAGUGCCGAGGUCACCAUGGCCAAGUACAACCACCAGUACACGUCCAUGGCGACCAUGCCUUUGGUGACAUUUUACGGAAAAGGCUUCACCAAGAGGCCUGACGGCCAUGCGUGCCACAUCGUGUAUUACGGAGACCAGCCGGCGGUCCACAACGAGGUCAGGUGUCACGAGGUCAUGGCAGCGGCGGAACCCGCGCCGUCAGCACACCCUCAGCCUGUGUUCCUGGUCCGCGAGGACGGACAGUGCAUCCUGCCCACUGGCCUCAUCUACCCUGCGAUGCAGAGGCAGUGA
Trichosporon asahii var. asahii CBS 2479 is the source of this 3018-nucleotide messenger RNA. RefSeq lists its product as uncharacterized. The record is from RefSeq and is a predicted model, not a curated record. Gene Ontology annotation, molecular function: DNA-binding transcription activator activity, RNA polymerase II-specific; RNA polymerase II cis-regulatory region sequence-specific DNA binding. Gene Ontology annotation, biological process: regulation of transcription by RNA polymerase II. Gene Ontology annotation, cellular component: nucleus. The transcript is spliced from 4 exons. The coding region runs from base 1 to 3018 and encodes 1005 amino acids. Lineage: Eukaryota; Fungi; Basidiomycota; Tremellomycetes; Trichosporonales; Trichosporonaceae.